This is a messenger RNA of Trichomonas vaginalis G3, 249 nucleotides long. RefSeq lists its product as uncharacterized. The transcript has a single exon. Lineage: Eukaryota; Parabasalia; Trichomonadida; Trichomonadidae. The coding region runs from base 1 to 249 and encodes 82 amino acids. The record is from RefSeq and is a predicted model, not a curated record.
AUGACUCAGACAAGCCCUACGGACAAGACCCAAGGGGUCAUAGAUGUUGAAGCAUUGAAGAAAGAAAUUCGUGAGCAAAUUUUAUCCGAACUGAAGGAACAAAAGCCAGAGAGACCAAAGAGAAAACUUAGUGAAAAACAACUUGCUGCAUUAGCUGCUGGAAGACAAAAGAACCCAAGACUACUGGCGAAAAAAGCUAGAGAAGAAGCAAAAGCAAAAGCUAAAGAAGCUGAAGCAAAGAAAGAGUAA